Molecule: messenger RNA, 2150 nt
Organism: Pygocentrus nattereri (red-bellied piranha)
Lineage: Eukaryota; Metazoa; Chordata; Actinopteri; Characiformes; Serrasalmidae
Product: BTB/POZ domain-containing protein KCTD11-like
Exons: 1
Coding region: 761-1618 (285 amino acids)
Biological process (GO): protein homooligomerization
Molecular function (GO): protein binding
Source: RefSeq, a predicted model, not a curated record
CCUAGUGUGUGUGUGUUCACUAGUGUGUAUGUGGUGUUUCACUUCACAGUUCACUGAAACCCCACCCAUCCAGCCUACAGCAGUUAACUCCACCCAUUCAGCAUGCAGCAGGUUUUUGAUGCAUGAACCCACACAACAGUUGUAAGCAGAGCUCAGAGGAAAAUGAAACAGUAGUAUAUUUGUAAUAUGUGGGUCCUUAACACUGAAAAAAAAAUCUUAGCAAGUGUUAUCGUCUAAAUAACAAGUAUUUCUCAAUUUCAGAUGGUAGUAGAAAUAUUAUUUACUAUAUUAUUAUAUAUAAUAUAAUACAAUUUUGAAACUUAUUUCUACAUGUUUUUUGCUAUAUUGGUAUAUAAUGUUGCUGGUUUCAAGUAUAUUUUUAAAUCAAGCAAAUUGGUCUGAUAUUUAGACAAAAUCAAAGAUGAUUUCACUUGAAAGAUAUGAUUUUCAGCCCUGUGUAAGACGUCUGAAUACGUAUCUAAUUUGUCUAAGAUUCUAAAAUGUAGUCUGUUGAUCUUUAAAUAAAAAUCAAGACGUGUUGUUGAUUUGAAACGUUUGUGUUUUUCUGAGGAGCUCAGUGUUUUGCUGGUCUGCUCUCUCAGCUCUGCUCCACACUCAUUAACAUGCUGUUCACUCUCUCUGAUUGUAAGAGAAACAAAACCUCUGUUAUACGGCUCCAGUCAGCUGACCGCGCGCUUUCAGUGGUCAGUCUGGGGUGAAGAGACUCGCAGGUUUGCAGUCAGAGUGUGUUUAGGAGUGUAUGGAGAUGUUAGACUGUGAGGGAGUGUGUGACCCCAUUUGUGUGAACGUGGGUGGAGAGCUUUACACCACCACACUGGACACGCUCACGCGUUGCCGGGACUCCAUGCUGGGUGCCAUGUUCACCGGUCAGAUUCCGCUGCUCCGUGACCGGAAUGGGAACUUCUUCAUCGACCGCGAUGGGAAACCCUUCCGACACAUCCUCAAUUUCCUGCGCUGCAACAGUCUGGACCUGCCAGGGGACUUCACAGAGCUUGCCCUGCUGCGCCGCGAAGCCGACUUCUUUCAGAUCCGCCCGCUGCUGGAGGAGCUGGAGAGCAGGGAGGCGCAGCCUCGGGGUGGGGGUGGCUCAGGAGGGGCACUGCUGAGUGCAGAGGUGGACAGCCAGGAGCGAGUCCUGCACUUCAACUACAAGCGCAAACCUGAAAACUACGAGCUGCGCUCCUGCACCGUCCGCGUCCACACCGCCCACGUCUUCUGCACCUCACACGCCCUCAUUGAGCUGCUGAGCUCCAGCUUUUCCUACCGCACAGGUGCUGUUUCUAUGGCACCGGAGCCAGGCCGGAUGGACCUGCAGCUGGAGUGGGUUCCAUGUCCACCAGAGUUGCCGACGGAGCAGCACAUCCGGCACGGCUUCCGGGAGCUUAGCACCACUCAACAGUCUGAAAACAGCAUCUACACCCAGGGCAACAGCAACACCUCAACCUACGGCAGCGGUGGUGUCUCCAUCUCUGACACUCCAAGCUUCAUGGCUGAGCUGCUGAGGGUGGUGAUGGCUGAAGGGUUCCGUAUUGACCUGGUGUCUCCUGACCCAAGUGACGUGCUGAACUGCCGCAGGCUACGCUGUGUACGUUACUGAACCUGCAGAAACAUCACCAUCUAACCCACCAGCAUGCACCGAUCUGACCUGCUAGCCUGAAGCACCUUUAUCUAAGUGAAUCUUAACGGUGACCUAACAGAACCUGGACAUGACUGGACAUGACUGGACAUGACGUGUGUUGUGAUUGUGAUUUCCAGCACUUGCAGGUCUAACAUCUUUGCUUUUAUACUUCAUUAGGAUUUACACAACUAUCUAAUUAAUAAUAAUAUCUUUCAAAGUGAGCAAGUAAAGCCUUUUUUUAAUAGUCAGUAAUUAUGUACCACCUCUUACUGUUAUAACCCAGACUGUGACCUCAGACUGACCCCAGACUGACUGCGUCUGCACAGUCCAUAUUCAUGUUUCCAAAAUCCAGACAUACAGAAAAUGCCUACUGUGAUAAAGUACAGCACCACCUGGGCGAGUCUUUAUUAAAUCCUUGAGUCUUUUGAAUACUGAAUCUGUUGUAACCACCUGGACGUCUGCAUGAAUGUGAGAAUUAAGAGCGCCUUACUGAAUAAACAACAAAACCUUU